Molecule: messenger RNA, 3410 nt
Organism: Leptopilina boulardi
Lineage: Eukaryota; Metazoa; Arthropoda; Insecta; Hymenoptera; Figitidae
Gene: side
Product: neural cell adhesion molecule 2
Exons: 13
Coding region: 827-3007 (726 amino acids)
Molecular function (GO): protein binding
Source: RefSeq, a predicted model, not a curated record
UUUGAUAAAGUCUCUUUGUCACUACCAGAGAAGGGAUUUUUGAAUGUCAAAUAAUAAGUUUUAAACAUGUCGCAAUAUUCACAAUUAGAAAUGAUGAAGAUUGUAGAAAAGAUGAGACAACUGCUUGUCGUAUUCAUUUUCAUAUUAUAUAUUUUUCUCAGAACUUAAUUCUGCAUAAAUAAUUCAUAAGUUUAAUAUCGUAAAAAAGUAUUGAUUAAAAGGAUAUCACUUAUUUGAUGUUCGAUAUGCAGUUUUUAUUCUUUUAUAUGCUACUUUUUGGUUUGCUGAUAAUUAUGAAGGCCUCUUGUUCUACUGUGGGAAUUGAUACUACUCCUGAGUUCCAGGAAAAUGGUGGAAACUCAAAAGGUGCCUAUGAACGACCACGUAAAUUACUUCUCAGUCAACAACGAUCGACAAGUACCGAGCCACUUUGCCUCUAAAAUUGCGAAUUGCCGCCACUCGUUUUACCAAAAUCGUCUGACGAUUAUAUCGUUCCCAAGGAAAUUAUCAUACCUCGUCUCUCAAUUUACGGGGUUCUGCAACAUUUCAAGACUCUCGUUCGUCACACGACUUUGAGAUUUGAGGAUUUUUGUACCACGCUCAUGUCCGAGUAUUGAACGAAACUUUUAAUUAAAAUUUACGUGUUAAUAAGGGCAUUAUUGAGGCAAGAGGACUCGCAACUGAUGCAUUUUGGGCCUCUGAGCAAGAAGGGCUCAGUUUAAAUUUUAGACACGAGGUUCCGAUCAGAUCAAUAUGGGCAGAUAAAGGGGAUGAUGUUGAAUUACCAUGUGAUAUUACUCCUCCAACCUUAGGAGAUACAAUCAGCAUGGUAUUGUGGUUUAAGGAUAAUGACGGUAUUCCCAUUUACAGCAUUGAUGCGAGAAAGGGAAAUUUACGAAAUGCUGUUCACUGGGCCGUUAGUAACGAACUUGGAAGGAAAACAUAUUUUCAAGUUGCUGAUGGUCAUAGAGGUAGAUUAAAAUUGAACAACGUUAAAUUCAUUGACCAAGGGAUAUUUAGAUGCAGAGUUGAUUUCGUAAACUCACCAACUAGAAACUUCAGAAUCAACUUAACUCUUAUUGAAAAUCCCUCGAAACCAGUAAUUUAUGAUGGCGGAGGCGUUGAAGUUAGAGGAAUUAGCGGUCCAUUCCUAGAAGGUUAUAACCUUCUAUUAAUUUGUAAAGUAUUUGGGGGGCGACCUAAACCUUCAGUAACUUGGUGGCAAGACGGUAAGCUUUUAGAUGGUGUAAUGGAUGCUCCAGAAAUUGAACGCUAUUCAACAAAAUUUACAGUAAAUAUGUUAUUUAUUGAUAAAGUUUCAAAAUCAUUAUGGGGAACUAAAUUAGAAUGCAGAGCUCAAUCUGGAGAAAUAGGAAAACCUGUUAUAAAGGAAGUACCGCUAGAUGUAUACUUAAAACCAGCUAUAGUAAAGAUUUUCUUCAGUGAAGAUCCUGUUUUAUCCGGACGUCCAUUUACGGCUAAGUGUCAAACUUGGGGAAGUUCACCGGCAGCAAGAAUUAUUUGGAAACUAGGUGGAUUUGAAAUUGGUGAAACUAAUAUUUUGACUACUCAAAGAAGUAACUCAACAAUUAGCAAAAUUAAUAUACUCCUUAGUAAAGAUGAUGAUGAAAAAGAUCUAACAUGCAGAGCAGAAAAUCCAAGAUUUCCUGGUGGUGUUCUUGAAGAAACAAGAACAGUACAUGUUACACAUAUUCCAGCAGCUACAGUUCACCUAGCAGCGGGUUAUUCAGUGCAUACUCUAAAAGAAGGAGAUGAUCUGAAACUGGCUUGCAAAAUUCAAAGUAAUCCAUUACCAACAAGUAUUGUAUGGUACAAAAACAAUUCAUCACUACAGCAUAACAUCAAUGCAGGCAUUCUUAUUGCAUCUGAUACUUUAACGUUGAGAGUUUUAUCUAUGUCUCAAUUUGGACAAUAUUCUUGUCAGGUGACAAACGCCGUCGGUGUAAUACGUAGUGCACCACUACAAAUCAAGGUGAAAUAUGCACCAAGAUGUAAAAAAGGAUAUGAGAUAUUAAAUAUUACUUCAACACACCUGCAGGCUUCAAAACUUCGUUGUGAAGUAGAAGCUGAUCCUGCAGAUGACAUAAAAUUUGCUUGGACUCACAACAACACAAGAGGGGAUAUUUUGCCAGUAAAAAUUUCUCGCAUUGUAGAUAGAACCAAGACUAUAAGUACCUUAGAAUAUAAGCUGGACACUGACAAAGAUUUUGAAACUCUCGCUUGUUGGGCAAGUAACAGUGUAGGACGACAAAAAUCGCCCUGCAUUUUCAAUAUUGCACGUCCAAAACGUCCGCAACCUCCAAUGAAUUGUACAUUUUAUAAAGACUUCAGUACACUUAUGCUUAAUUGUUUUCCUGGGUCAGACCAAAAUUCGACUCAUCACUUUAUACUCGACGUACGAGAAUCAAUUCUUCAGAGCCAACCUGCACUAUCACGACAAAUGUUACUAACACCUCAAAGAGAUCAAGAGGCACAUGAAACUACACAUUCAAUUUAUAAAGAAAGAAACAUUAUGCCCAUCUUUCAAUUACGCGAUCUAAAAGCAGGACAUGAGUACACAAUAUUCAUUUAUGCUGAAAACGAACAAGGAAAAAGUGAACCAAUUGUGAUGAGAAAUGUUAAAUUAAUCAAUUCAAUUGAUACAAUACUCAGUAGAGAUGUUACAUUUAUAAAAGAUUUAAAAAGUGUUAUGCCGAAAACAAAUUCUGAGAACAACAUAUUUAUUAUUGGAUUAAUUGGUGUUAGUUCUCUUAUUCUGGUCAGCGUUGGUUGGUUCCUCAGUUUGACUAUUUGUAAGAAGAAAAGAAGAGAUCUUACAGACGAAGGACCAGAUGAUUUCACAACACCGACACAUAAGUUUAUUCAAAAUCUGGAACCCAAAAUAAGAUAUAGUUGCGAUAGGAGGAGAACCCAGAGAACCAGUCUUUAUGUAGAAGAAAAUCGGAAUGAUCCCGACCUUCUUCAACAAAUCGAACUCGAUGGUUGAAUAUAAUUUUUAAUAAUCAUUUUCAUCUGAUGUAUGUUAUAAAUAUAAUACUUUUUUAUAUGAUAUAAAUGUAUGUAUAUUUAUUUCAUAAAAUGAAUUUAUUAGUUUAUAUUUAAAAUAGACUUAAAAAUACACCUCUUUUCCGUAUUUUAUAAAUUAACAUUUAGUUCAAAUUUACUUGAUAAAUAUUUUAAAUAAACCAAAACACAAUUGUGACUAGAAAAGUUAUGUUACGAACCGGAAAAUUAUUUAAUAAAAAUUAACAAUUUUGUGGUUAGAUGGAGGCACCACUGAUCUCUAUGUGGGAUUUUUAUUAAUAUAAAUGUUUAUAAGAAGAUCAGAAGGAAUCUCCACAAUUGUGGACAAAUUAAUUGUAUUUAAUAAACAAUAUUUUAUUAAUAAA